GAUCCAUCCUCAACCAGAACCUCAGUGAAUUAAAUUAAAGCUGUUUUCUUCAAACCCCACUGGAGAUCCUUCUUGGACUAAAAGGAUGAUUCCCACUGGACAUGUUGUGCUGUUUGGAUCCAUUUUGUCUCUGUCCCGGGACAAUCCACACUAGGUUUGAAUAAAGGAACAUCAGAGACGUCCACAGUGAAACACCAGAGCUCAGUCUGAAUGUCAGCCAUUGUUCUUGAGAUGUUUGACUCUGACAGACCUUCCCUGGGAUCCAUCAUCAUCGUCCUGAAGAGUCUUCCUCUUCAGUUCACAAUGAAGUAAACAAAAACAGGAGGGUCAAUCAACCCAAACCGAAGCAGGAAACCUGUUGGUUCUCUGAACACUGAGCCCCUUCUCCUGACUGCAGUGAAGGAGCGAGGGGCGUGUUCAGAGGUCCCACCCCCAUCAGGCUGCCACUUGCAGAUGGAGGCCCACCAACACUCCCCAGAUAGCAGCAGCGAGGAGUGUACCGUCCUGGAGGCUCCGCCCAGCAAGAACACCUGUCCCCAACAUGCAGGGAAGGUGGCUGACCUGUACUGUUCAGCCUGUGAGUGUGCGCUCUGUGAGGACUGUGUGUCGGACCACGAAGACCACCCCCAGGUGCCGCUCAGCCAGGCGCUGGAGCAGCACCGGACCCGGCUGCAGGAGAGGCUGGGGGCCGUCCAGGGCAGACUCCCCCAGAUCUCCGAUGCUCUGUCCUUCGUUAAGGAGAUCCUCCAGCAGCUGACCAGUCAGAGAGCUUCCAUCGAGGAGGACAUCCAGUCCAGCUUUGAGGACCUUCACAAGCAGCUGGACGUCCGAAAGAGCGUCCUGCUGAUGGAGCUGGAGGUCACGUAUGGACUCAAGCAGAAGGUCCUUCAAGCUCAGAUAGACAGCCUGGUCCGUGGAGAGGGUGACAUCACGGCCACCUGUUCCCAGACGGAGGAAGCUCUGGCUGGGGAGGCGUGCGUGGCAAACCUGCAGGUGGAGCGCGAGCUGGAAGAAAAGCUGAUGGAGCUGGCCGGCCUCAGGUUUCCAUGCCAACCACAGGAGAACGAUCAGCUGGACCUGGUGAUGGAGACGGACGGACUSAGGAAGUCCAUCCACAACCUGGGAACCAUCGUUACGACCAGCGCUGUGGCAAGUCAGAGCGAAGCCAUGGGCACCGGCCUGGAGCAGUGCAUCGUGGGACACCCUGCCUCCGUUACCAUAGUAACAAGAGACAAGUCGGGGGGAGCCUGCAAAAGUGGCAACGCCAUCCUGUCGGCUGAGGUGUUCACCCCCGAUGGAAGCAUCGUAGACGGGGAAAUAGUGGACCACAAAAACGGGACCUAUGAGUUCGUCUACACAGUGCCCAAAGAGGGCCACUUCUCCCUGGCCCUCCGGCUGUAUGACCAACACAUCAAGGGAAGUCCCUUCAAACUGACCAUCACCAGGGCCUCGGAGGCGGAGCUAGACGUGUCUCCCUCCACCACAACAGCAACCAACUCAGCAGCCAACGCCACCCCAUCCACAGGCUCCUCCGAGGGGGCAAAGAGGCGAGGGAAGUCCCCCGGACAGAAGAAGAAGGGCUCCAAGAGGGCCAGCAGCGCCCUGGGAACCCCUCGACGAAAAACCCAGAAUCCUAUCGAAGAUGACCUGAUCUUCAAGAUCGGAACAAAGGGGAGAAAUAAAGGUGAGUUCACCAACCUUCAGGGUGUAGCUGCCUCCUCCACUGGCAGGAUCCUGAUAGCRGACAGCAACAACCAGUGUGUUCAGAUUUUCUCCAAUGAGGGUGAAUUUAAGAGUCGUUUUGGGGUUCGUGGGCGGUCUCCGGGCCAACUGCAGCGACCGACCGGUGUUGCCGUGCACCCCUGUGGUGACAUCAUCAUCGCAGACUAUGACAACAAAUGGGUCAGCAUCUUCACCUGCGAGGGCAAAUAUAAGGCAAAACUUGGCUCUGGUAGACUCAUGGGGCCUAAAGGAGUGUCUGUGGACCAGAARGGACACGUGAUCGUUGUUGACAACAAGGCGUGUACCGUCUUCAUUUUCCAGCUGACCGGCAAGCUCAUCACAAAGUUUGGUAGUCGAGGCAAUGGUGACAAACAGUUUGCAGGUCCACACUUCGCAGCCGUGAACCAUAACAACGAGAUCAUCAUAACAGACUUCCAUAACCACUCAGUCAAGGUGUUUACCCCUGAGGGAGAGCUGGUGUUGAAGUUUGGCUCAAARGGAGAAGGAAACGGUCAGUUCAAUGCUCCCACAGGCGUAGCUGUGGAUGUUAAUGGGAACAUCAUCGUUGCUGACUGGGGCAACAGCAGAAUACAGGUUUUUGAUGGCAGCGGCUCCUUCCUUUCCUACAUCAACACAUCAGCGGACCCUUUGUAUGGACCACAAGGUCUGGCUUUGACCUCUGAUGGACAUGUUGUGGUCGCCGACUCUGGGAACCACUGCUUCAAAGUCUACCGCUACCUGCAAUGAUAAAGGCUUGGAUGGAGAUCAGGAAGUAGGAGAAAGGUGAACAGGAGGACAAUGGUCAAUGUGAAAUGAGAGGUUUGGUUUAUACGAUUGUGACCAGGAAAGAUCGAGAGGACUUCAAAAGCAUGUAAAUGAAAGAAGAAGUGGURGGAAGAACUUUUCAGAAAUUUACUCCUCCAAAAUGAGAUGCAAGAGUGAUGAAAGUCAAGACAAAAGAUCAGAAAUGGAUUACAGUGYUCAGAAUCAAGAUGUCCACUUUCUUCUUGUUUGGUUUUGGUCGAUCAMUGGAGGAUUAAAGGAACACAAAAAACCAAGAACAGAAGACAGUGUCUUUUAGAAGCCAWUGCAUCCUAAAUGUAGAAUAUUUUGAAUGUUGGAUAAGAGAUCAACCAACCCUGCAGGCAUGGAUUUGUGAAUGUGGAUGUACUUUGGUGAGAAUGGUUUGAAUUGUUGAAAGUUUUCUAAUGUUCUGCCUUGUUCUGUAUGAAAGAGACAAAAACGGUCAAUAAGCUAAAAGUGGUCCAUGUUCAAUAUUUAUUUUAUUAUUCCCACAAUGUUAUUUCUUAAUUUUUAGGCUAUUAUUUAACAUUUGGAACCUAGAAUUAGCAUUAGGUUGUUUUUAUCUAGAAUUAGCUAAACGUUAAACUGGUCCAAGAGUUUAAGAGAAGUUGUUUUUGGAAAUGUAAAUAUUUAAAAUUUAAAAAUUUGAUAAGGAAAUACCUAAACAUCCCUCACAGAAGUCACUGCACAGUCAGCACUGUUACCUUUACAGCUGAAUGGAACCUCAGCAGUGAAAAGUUUGCAUGAUCUCUCCGUGCAUGUUUGGGUUUUCUCUGGUUUUCUUCCCACUGACCAAAAACAUGCAUGUUAGCUUAACCUGUGACUCUGAACUGGCCCMAAGUGUGAGUGUUUUUAUGCAUGAUUGUUUGUCUCGAUGUGGUCCUGUGAUGGACAGGCGAUCUGUCCAGGGUGUACCCCGCCUCUCACCUGAUGAACCACCGUCUCUGACCCCGACUGGGAUCAAGCCGGUACAGACACUGGAUGGAUGGAACUCACAUAAUCAUAUUUCCAUUGACUGCAUGAUCAGGCUUCUGUUAAAAAUGGUCCUAAACUACAUUGUCCAGUUGACCUUCUUAUUGGGUACAAGGAUUUGAAUAUUCAGAUAACCUCCACUCAUUGGUCCCCUAAAAAUAAAGGAGCAUGUAAAAACAGAAGGUUAGAGUCAAGAGGUAGAAAUCAGGAUUGGGCCACAGACAUGGGCCACUUUUAGCUUGUUGUCCCAUCUUUGUACAUAAAGAUUGUUUUACUCUAGAAUGUUUUUCUUUUCAUAAACUAGGAUUCUUUGAAGGUCUUAAUCAAUUGAUUCGUAAUGAAAAAAAAAAACAGCUGCUUGAAACAAAUUCUGAUUGUCUGAACAGUUGAAUGGACUGAUGUGGUGGCUUAGACGAGCAGCAGCAUCUCUGCGCUCGGUUUGCGUGCUCAUAUAUAUAUUUUUCCCUGAGAAAACAGUUGCAGAAUAAAAACAAAAUAAAGCUCUAUAAAUCUAUCCUAUAUAUUUGUGAGAACACCUUUAACAAUAUCAGGUAAACACUUUAAUCAACAUGGUUGGAAUCYGUAAAAUAUUUUCUGAGGAUUCUAGUACGUUCACACUGAGGUACUAGAUUCCCRUCAGAGGUCCGUGAAGUGAUGUUGUCAAACUGUACAAUUCCACAGUUCCUGUCAUUUAAGAUUUUUCAAUGUUAGAAGCACGCUUUACGCCAUCAUGUGGUUGUCAGARAUACCGGCUGUACCUUUUUGAAGACUCAUCAUCCAUGUCAUGUUAAUUCUACAUGCAUGAUAAGACAAAAACGAAACUUUCUUUCAACCAUUUAGUACAGUUAAAUUCUAUGAGAGUAGCUUUGAGGCACCAAACAGACCAUUCAGGGAGCGAUGCUACAAAAUUUACCAAGAAUAGUGAGGGUGUAACUCGAUUUUAUGGUCAAAAUAAGGAUUAAUAUCUUGAUGAUCAUCUUCUAGUUUAGCCUGAAGAUUUGAUCAUUUCUUGAAAGCAUUCUAUUCUCAUCAGGUUGGUAAUAUUUUUUUUCCAAAUAUAUGGAAGAAAAUACCUUUAUAAAAACACUACUAUAAUCACAUGAAUGAGAUGAACAGUUUUCUAUAUUUUGUUGACAAUGUUCAAUUUUGGCAGAUUUYUUUCUACAAAUUUCAGACCCAUCGCAGAAUACUUUCAUUUAUUGCCUGUUUUUAUCAAACAAACUGUCAAUUUCAUUUGUUACAAAGGAUGUGCAUUGCAUCAUGUCUGGUCUGUGCACUUUAGGUGUAGUGAAACUCCAAUUGUCAACAAGUGUCAGUUUACAGUGACAURAUGCAGAGCAUCAAAUAACAUGACGCAGUUGCAAAUAUUUGGCAAAUUACCUCGAAAAUCACUGCACAAUAACUAAAGUUCUGAAAGGUGGUCUCAUCUGCUGCUUCAGGACGCCAAUGAAGGCCUUUUAAGUGGCGUCGACUCUGAGGCGGACUGCUUUAUCUCAUAUUAUUAUUACUCAAAAUACUCUUUCACCACAGACUGUUUGUCAGAUCUUUUAGUCCAAAACAAACCUGGUUCAAAAACAAUAAAAUACACUCCAAUCAUAUCAAGCUUAAACUUUAAUUUUUGACUUCAGUUUAUUAAAWGCUUAUUAUUAUUCAUGUAAUUAGUCCUUUGAGUGAUUGUUUUCCACCUUGUGCAUUGGAAUUCUUAAGUGCCCAUAUUCUUUUUACYUUUCAUCAUGUAGUCUGAAUCAAAAUGUGAUUGUUCUGCCUGUUGUGAUUGGACUCUCUGUAUAAAUGUUUCAUUGUCAAAAUUGUAUUCUUUGGCAAAAUAAUACAAGUCAGCCAGUUUGAAAAAUGGGAACCAUCGCAUUUCUCACUACGACAUAAUGCCAAAAACCUACUUUCUUCAGUCUUUAAUUACAAACACUGUAUUUGCCCUUUAAGGCUAACUAGCUUUAACUGUUUUGGCUAAUAAGCUAAAGCUGUCUUGGCUAUUAGCUUUAGCUGUUUAGGCUAUGUAGUUUUAGCUUAAUAACUUUUCAGAGCACACAGAGUUUUGGUCUGUAACAAAUCUGCCAUUAUGUCUCAAUAAGGAUUGUUUUUUAUUGUGAAACACAACAGUUGCUUUCAUGCUUCAUUAUAGUGCAGCAAUUUGUUAAGAAGAGCUACAUUUGUUUUUCCUCUUUGUAAGUUUUGUCUGUUGUGUGUGUUUACUAAAGGCUUGUUUCUCAAUAUUCAGAAACGCUCAACACUGAAAUAAAACAUUGGUUCCUUAUCAACA
Messenger RNA from Austrofundulus limnaeus, 5776 nucleotides. Its product is annotated as tripartite motif-containing protein 2. The record is from RefSeq and is a predicted model, not a curated record. Lineage: Eukaryota; Metazoa; Chordata; Actinopteri; Cyprinodontiformes; Rivulidae. Gene Ontology annotation, biological process: protein polyubiquitination; proteasome-mediated ubiquitin-dependent protein catabolic process. Gene Ontology annotation, molecular function: zinc ion binding; ubiquitin protein ligase activity; protein binding.